Molecule: messenger RNA, 2193 nt
Organism: Mycena indigotica
Lineage: Eukaryota; Fungi; Basidiomycota; Agaricomycetes; Agaricales; Mycenaceae
Exons: 3
Coding region: 1-2193 (730 amino acids)
Source: RefSeq, a predicted model, not a curated record
AUGAACAUCUCGAGGGGCCGCGACCGCAAUGUCGCGCUCUCCGCCACCGCUAGGAAAGCCAGCGAGGAAAGAGCCAUCAGGGCUCGUCGAUAUUCGCGUUCUCCCAGCCCAACUUUCUCCACUGAUCGCAAGACCCUUUCCCGCUCCCCCAGUCCAUCCCCAACGAGCUCUGCUUCCCUUUCCCCACGCUCCAACUCCCCAACGCCACCACUAACACUGAGCGACCAACUUCACAUCGCUUACGCGGCAGACGACCUUCAUCUCGCCAAGGUCCUUCUCCUCCGACUACAGGGCAUAGAAAUCACCUCAGACAGCGACCCACGGAUAGCAGCGGUCACUGACGAGGACUUCGACGCCCAUUUCGUGCCCUACCGGCUGGACGAGACAGUUUCUAUACCAGUGGCACCAUCAAAGCCAGCGCCACAGCAGCGACGACAGCCUUCAGAAGACACGCGCAGGCGGGAAAAUCUGAAGGACAAGGAGCGGUUGUGGGACAUGGAGAUGCGACGCUUUGCAGAGGAGAGGCUGCGACUGGAGUCGCUCAAGCGAAUGCAACUCGACCAACAACGAGAACACGACCGACUACGCUCUAUUAAGCAGAAGGAGGCUGCUGCUGCUGUUGUCGACUUGCGGAGAAGACGAAUGAAACCGGCAAGAACACUAAACUUUGCGCUGGUCCCUGCUGUACCCCCUCCCCCUCCCAGAUUCACCUACGACUUCCCCUUUACCCCCCGUGCUGCCCGACCACCGCCUGCUCCCAGGUUACCACCUGUUAAUCGGCCGGAACUUCUCGAUGAGACGCGUCAGCCAAACCGCGUAUCGUUUCAGGAUGUCCUCGCGUGCAUGCAAGGCGAUCUUUUCCCGUUAAUACCCGGAGAACAUAUCGUACCACAGUCAACAGACCAUGUCAAGGCCCGUCGCCAACUCGCCCUUCUCGAAACUCUGCUCGAUUCUGGCAUCACCAUUACACCUCCAGAUGACAAAGGCAAAGCUCGCGCUGUUCCUAUUCGAUGUACGGAAGCUAUCCGAGCACCGCCGUUACCCUCACCAUCCACAUCGACGACUUCUUCCAGCCUAUCUCGUGCAGGGUCGUGGCUGUCUUUUGGCAGUUCUUCGCGAUCUAGCACCAGUACGGUAGCCUCCUCGUGGAUCUCUGUUGAAUCAGCAGUGCCUGUUAUCAAGUCUCCGUCAAGACGACUCAGUCUCAAUUAUAGCGGUAGCGGUGUUGGUUCAUGGUUACCUGGCGCUCGCCGAACUGCAUCGCCUGAAUCGCAGUUGAGUCAAGUUCACGUUCACGCUCUGGAUUGCCGUUGUCGUGACUCGGCUCGGAGUCCAGCCUCGAAACAUCCUCUGAUGGAUCCGUCUUUGACAAGUUCCCGGCAGGGUCAUUCGACGCGUUCAGAUGAAAUCAAGAGUUCGUUGGCCAAUACACUGGGUCGGCUAACGGCACUUGCGAAGACGAUGCAGACGGCGAGGAAGAGUAUGAUCUGGGAAUGGGCUAUCCUCCCCCCGCCCGUCAAGGAGAAGCCACGAUUGAGCAAACCAACAAGCUUGCCUUCCACGGUGUCUAGCGCUGCCAGCGCUAGUCCGCUCCCAAUCCGACCAAUUGGCCUCCGUGUUUCGUCUGCCGAUGUCCGCAACUUUGUAUCAACCUCUCCGUCUCGGAUAACCGAGAAUGAAGAAUCAGAAGAAUCAGCCUUCACCAAUUCUGACGACGAGCUAAUCCCUAGCGCCACUCUGUCGCAGCUCGUCCCCCGGUCGCCGCGAUGGGUGCCUACUCCGCCCGCCAGAACUGAACUGCCUGCCAAGCUGCCUUAUGACCGCGUUUUCUCACCUCCUGCUCCGUUACCGAGAAGUCCGUGGGCAACGUUAGUAGCUGCCAGUGCGGCUGCUCGAGUUAGAGCUGGCGAUGCAGAUGUUGAUGUCUGGGCCGAGAAACCACCGCCAGACAUUACCGAAUUGCUGUUGGAUACCUGGGAGUACCAACCUUUGUUGCGCGACCGUGCGGUUCCCAACAGCGCCUUCUUGCGCAUCAAGGCACUGAACAACUACGCGGCCGAUGUUAUCUGGGGUCAUGCUUCGAGUGUGGGGGUCAGCGUCACCGCAAUGCUCCCCCACGACUCCAAGAUGGCCCAAGGAAGCAAUGGUUGCACAGGUGCCCGGUAUACGGUCCGCGGUCGGCAGUCGGCUUAG